UGUGGCGGUGGAAAUUUCACUUUUGUUUUCAGUUUUCCAAUCGCACACCCGGUGCAGCAUCCCGAGCACACGUAUGAACUGCGUUGCGGCUUCCGUUUCGACUGCGUUCGUUGAAAACGACGACGACGACAACGACGAGGAUGGUGGUGAUAACGGCGAUGAUAAGUGCAGUGCCAACACAAGAACACGCGAUGGAGCAACAAUGGCGGCAAUACCGGCCACACUAGCACCCGGCAACACGGUCAAACCUUGCCCGCUGCGAGCACCGCUCGUCGUCACCGUUGUGGGAUUGCCUUGCAGGGGCAAAUCGUUGGCCGCCCACAAAGUAGCCCGACAUCUGAGCUGGCGUGGCGAAAGCGCCAAAGUUUUUACCGUGAAUGAAAAUGCUACCAGCGAUACGCUCAAUGAGAUUAGUCUUUUCUUCAAGGAAGGAAAUAAUGUUGCGAUCAUCGAUGGUAUGCACCUGGCACGGGCCGCUCGCCAAACCGUGGCCACCUUUUGCGCCGAUGCCGUCUUUCAUCAUCUGCUGAUCGAGUUCACGUGCAACGACAAAUGCCUGCAGGAGAAUGUUGCGGACACGGUACAGUUUUACCACAAGCUCGAUCAGAACAUCGACUGGGAGCGGCGCUUCCGGGAGAGUAACGAUCACCAUACGGCACACUUUGAGCCGUGCUCACCGCUCGAGGGGCCACUGAUUACGGUCAACAACUCCGAGGACCCGAUGUAUCACUCGGUGACGGCACGUGGCGUUCGUGGUGCUAUCCAGACGGACAUUCUGGGUGUUUUGGCUAGCCCAGUUAUACGGCAGCAAACGUUUUACUUCAGCCGGCACGGUGAAUCGGAGUAUAAUGUGUUGGGACGCAUCGGUGGAGAUGCGGAUUUGUCCCCACGGGGCAUGAAGUAUGCCGAACGGUUGGCCCGACAGCUGGGAGGUCCCGGAUCGGCACCGGACAGUCCUCGGCCAAAAGUGAUCUGGACAUCUGAGCUACGACGUACGAUCCACACCGUCCAGAACAUCCCAGGCCCCCGGGCAGCUAUUAAAGAUCUCAACGAGAUUAAUGCCGGUAUCUGCGAGGGAUUAACGUAUGAGGAAAUUCAGGAAAGAUUCCCGCAGGAAUUUGCCUGGCGCGAUCAGGACAAGUUCAAGUACCGGUACCCACACGGCGAGUCCUAUUUGGAUCUGUUGCAGCGUGUAGAUAGUGUGGUGCAGGCCCUACUGACCAAUACCGAUGUGUUGGUCGUGUCGCACCAGGCCGUUCUGCGUUGCAUUAUGGCGUACUUCAAGGGAGUUAAACCAGAUGAUGUGCCGUACAUUAAUGUGCCGUUGCAUACGCUUCUAAUCGUACGAUCGUAUGGAUAUGAUUUCGUCGUGGAAACAGUUCCACUAAAGGUGGAAUGUGUAGAUACUUAUCGCAUCCAACCGAAGAACUGCUCUACUAGCCGUACCACGGCGGAUGCCCUGACGACUGUGCCGGCUCAUUUUGAUGCACCGCUUUCACAACAAAUGUCCACAAUCAGCUAG
This is a messenger RNA of Anopheles maculipalpis, 1522 nucleotides long. Its product is annotated as 6-phosphofructo-2-kinase/fructose-2,6-bisphosphatase-like. NCBI's taxonomy places the organism in Eukaryota, Metazoa, Arthropoda, Insecta, Diptera, Culicidae. The transcript has 8 exons. The record is from RefSeq and is a predicted model, not a curated record. Gene Ontology annotation, molecular function: ATP binding; 6-phosphofructo-2-kinase activity; fructose-2,6-bisphosphate 2-phosphatase activity. The coding region runs from base 74 to 1522 and encodes 482 amino acids. Gene Ontology annotation, biological process: fructose metabolic process; fructose 2,6-bisphosphate metabolic process. Gene Ontology annotation, cellular component: cytosol.